Molecule: messenger RNA, 1212 nt
Organism: Sparassis crispa
Lineage: Eukaryota; Fungi; Basidiomycota; Agaricomycetes; Polyporales; Sparassidaceae
Exons: 3
Coding region: 1-1212 (403 amino acids)
Source: RefSeq, a predicted model, not a curated record
AUGUCUGGGAAUCUCUCCUUUCUUGGAAUACCUGCUGAGCUUCGUCUCGUGGUGUACGAGCUCUACCUCUCAGAGCACCAACACGUCUCGAACAGGCGGCAGCCUUCCAAUCACCACAUACGCCUGCUUUAUAUUUGCAAGCAAGUAUUCGAUGAAGCGGUGUCCAUCAUUGGCCGAUAUGUCUCUUUGCAACACGAGCGGCAAAUAAAUGCCUUCAUUCUGCAUGCAACGGAGUCCCAGGCAGCACAAAUACAUUUGGCAGAUGUAGCGAACGAUGGCCGUGUAUCCGGCCCUACCAAUGCAUCUGUGGAUGCAGACCAGCCUUUAGUUCCCUUGUCCAACUUGCACCUGGCGUUGCGGCGGAUGACCUCUCUAACCUGCCUGCGUGUAUUUCAAUGCCGCCAGGGUAUCCCUAUCAAUAUACAGAAGAUCAACGCCCGCCUAGCAAUCAGGUUUGAGCACGCGAUGUACCCAUCUGGCUAUCCCCACCAUCUUACGGCUUAUGAGCUCUUCCUGGAUCCAGAAACGAGAGUGACCCUUUUUGAAGUCGUCCUGCCGCAAUUUAUCGAAGUCUUGCGCGUGACUGGAGAGUGUCAUCUCCCCGCCGCUGUUUGCAUGCCUGCGCUGCGACAUCUGAUGCUUUAUGGGAUUACCGGAAAUCAUUUCGAUCAGCACACUGUCGAGGAGAGUCUUUCUGGAUGCCGUCUACAUUCGUUCAUAUAUGGGCUGGGCCAUAGGCUGGGUUUCGAGAUCCGCAACCGUCAUCUAGAGUCGCUCGCAUCCGUGGCAGGUGCACAUCUCCGAAAACUGGUCCUGCUUGGGUGCAGUCGCUUAACGAGCACGGUUAUCGCGGCCUGCCUAGAGAACAUGCCAAAGUUGGAACACUUCGCUCUUAGCCUCGUCACUGUAGACGAGCUGCGGACCAAUUUCGUGCUGUCCCUUCCACCAACCAUAUCCGUUUUCAAACUGCAACUCACAAAUGCCUGGUAUGCGAUACCGUUGUUGUCGGACGAGCGUGGCUUGUGCAACGCUCUCGAAGAUGUGCUAUUGCGCCGUCCCAUAGCGCCUCAACACGUAUGUGUCUGCCUCAGAAACAGCCUUAUGAUCGAGGGAGACAGACAGGAUAGAUGGAAGGAGUUGGCCCGCAACCGUUGCUUUCAGCUGGACUUUGGACUCUGGCAAGGAGAAGAUCUGGAAGACCUACCAUCCUGA